This is a messenger RNA of Diabrotica virgifera virgifera (western corn rootworm), 732 nucleotides long. Its product is annotated as follistatin-related protein 3-like. The transcript has 3 exons. The record is from RefSeq and is a predicted model, not a curated record. The coding region runs from base 1 to 732 and encodes 243 amino acids. NCBI's taxonomy places the organism in Eukaryota, Metazoa, Arthropoda, Insecta, Coleoptera, Chrysomelidae. Gene Ontology annotation, molecular function: protein binding. Gene Ontology annotation, biological process: multicellular organism development; cell differentiation.
AUGGACGAUGGCGAAGCUAAGAUAUCAACAGCAGAAAUAGUCCUACUUCCUUUGGAUAUUCAUCAUCCACCUAUAUCUUUUGAAUUUAAGUGUGAAUCAUGUGUUAACAACCCUGGACUGACUGGUGACGCUUUUUAUAGAGAUUUACAUGCGCUCAACGUCCUAGAUGUUACAAGUUUUCUUUCUCAAUUUAAUUGUGAUAAUUUGUUCAAAAAUAAAUCUCUUGAUGAUAUGAUCAAACAAAAUGAUCCCUGCAGGGAUAAAGAGUGCUUAUUUGGUUCUCGUUGCACUGUCAAUCCAGAUGGUCGUAACGCAACCUGCAUCUGUCCAGAUAAAUGUCCCAAUUACGGUGAUCAUACAACUUCUCGCCCUGUCUGCGGUUCCGAUGGUGUCAACUAUGGAAAUCAAUGUGAACUGCAACGAGCUGCUUGUUCUUCCCAGACCAAUAUCACAAUCAAGUUUUAUGGAAAAUGCGAGCUCAGUAAUUUGAUUGAAAUCAAAUCCACCAAGUCAGGAUGUCUGAUGAAUACAUUUGUAAAACUAAGGCGAAGGAUAGAAAUGAAUGGAAGCCGAUUCUAUAACAGGCCAAGACCCACUAGGAGUUGUACAGCCAAUGAUGAUGUUGAUGAUGAAUACAUUGUCGAUAUUUUGGGCUGGAGUGUUUUGGCUUUGGAUUGUUUUUACGAUUUAACUCCUACUCAGAGGAAAAUGUCUAGUUGUUUAUAUACUUAA